Messenger RNA from Coffea eugenioides, 1594 nucleotides. RefSeq names its product tabersonine 16-hydroxylase 2-like. Gene Ontology annotation, molecular function: monooxygenase activity; iron ion binding; oxidoreductase activity, acting on paired donors, with incorporation or reduction of molecular oxygen. The record is from RefSeq and is a predicted model, not a curated record. The transcript is spliced from 2 exons. The coding region runs from base 1 to 1518 and encodes 505 amino acids. NCBI's taxonomy places the organism in Eukaryota, Viridiplantae, Streptophyta, Magnoliopsida, Gentianales, Rubiaceae.
AUGGAGAUCAUUCUUUUCCUCUUUGCUUUUCUCCUUUUUUGUUCACUGUUAGCCAAACUUCAAAAGAAAACCCAGCCUCUAAAACUGCCCCCAGGGCCAAGACAACUGCCUAUCAUAGGCAACAUUCCUCAGCUCUUUGGCUCCCUCCCUCAUCGAAUUCUCAGAGACUUGGCCAUGAAACAUGGACCUUUGAUGCACCUGCAGCUUGGUGAGCUGUCAACCAUUAUCAUCUCAUCAGCUGAGGUUGCAAAAGAGGUUAUGCACGAACAUGAUAUCAUUUUUGCUUCCAGACCCAAGCUCCUUGCAAUCAAUAUAAUUUCUUACAAUGCCACCAGCAUAGCCUUCUCCCCUUAUGGAGAUUACUGGAGACAAUUGCGUAAAAUUUGCACGGUGGAGCUUCUUAGUCAAAAACGUGUCCAAACAUUUCGAUCAAUAAGGGAAGAGGCCGUAUCAAAUAUGAUCAGAGCAAUUGCCUUACAAGAGGGAUCAGUUGUUAACCUUAGCAAGGAGGUUUCAUCACUGACAUAUAGCAUCAUUGCCCAGGCUGCUUUUGGUAAAAAAAGCAACUACCAAGAAGAGUUCAUAUCGACUGCGGUGGAUAUCGUACAACUUGUUUCAGGUUUCAAUUUGGCAGAAAUGUACCCUUCUGUCAAAAUACUUGAAAGAAUCAGUGGAAUGAGACAAAAGGUAGAGAGGACACACAGACGGCUUGAUGAAAUACUCGAAAACAUUCUCACAGAGCAUAGAGAAAAAAGAGCACAACCAGGAAAGGGAGAAGGAAAGGAGGAUCUUGUAGAUGUUCUCCUAAACGUUCAGAAAUCCGGAGAAUUUGGGGCUCCCCUAACUGACAGCAACCUCAAAGCUGUUAUCUUGGACAUUUUCAGUGCUGGAGGUGAGACAUCAUCAACAGCAGCACAGUGGACAAUGCUGGAGAUGAUAAAGAAUCCUGGAGUUAUGAGAAGAGCACAAGAAGAGAUAAGAGAAGUAUUUGGCGAAAGAGGAAAUGUUGAUGAAUCACGAAUUCAUGAACUGAAAUAUUUGCAAGCAGUUAUCAAAGAAGCCAUGAGAUUGCACCCUCCGCUUCCACUAUUACUGCCAAGGGAAUGUAGCAAACAAUGUGAAAUUCAUGGAUAUGAAAUCCCUGCCAAGGCUAGAGUGAUCAUUAACGCCUGGGCAAUUGGUCGAGAUCCCAAGCACUGGACUGAACCUGAGAAUUUCAUCCCAGAGCGAUUUCUUGAUUCUGAAAUCGAUUUCAGGGGUACAAAUUUUGGCUACAUACCAUUUGGUGCUGGAAGAAGGGUAUGUCCUGGCAUAUCAUUUGCUCUGCCUAAUGUUGAACUGAUGCUUGCACAACUGCUGUAUUGUUUUGAUUGGAAGCUCCCUGGUGAACUGAAACUGCAACCAUUAGACAUGUCUGAGCGCUUUGGCCUGGCAGUUAGGCCAAAACAUGAUGUGCAAUUGAUUCCUAUUUCUCAUAAUCCUUCUGGAAAGUACAACGGAAAAAGAACCGAUCCUUGAGAAUUGGAAAGAUCAAAUUUUGGAUGGUCUUGGCAUAGACAAGAAAUUAUCUAGUAGUGAGUAAGACUUGGAGAUA